AUGUCCCUCCUGAUGCGCCGUAUAGGCGACUCAUGGCUUCGAGGGAUCAUGUUGAAGGUGACAGGUAGACUCAUGGCCGGAGCCUUAACCUUGUGGCCGUCCACCGUCUGCGCCGCGGCGGCUGAUGCAAAGAAGUCCACUCCCGCCAAGAUAAACUGGGAAGAGCUCUCGCUGUACGCUUCGCCGCAACAAGAUAAAACCGCGUCGGAGGAGCCCAAAACCGGGCACAUGGAGCAGGGUGCCGCCACCUUGCGGAUGUUCGCGGAGCCUUACACGGCUUGGUGUCGGACCACGUACGAACGCGUUGAACCCAAAGUUCAAAAUGUGGUUCGGCAAGGGUGCGACGCCUGGGCGUUUCUGAAAGACCCGCCGGGAGAGUUCUACGCGCGGGCUGGAAUCAUCGGUUUGACCGGCGUGCUUGGGCUGCUCCUCGCCAGACGCUCGCGGGUGAAGAGAGUCAUCUACCCGGCGGCCCUGAUGACCACAAGUGCCUCCCUGUAUUACCCGGAUCGGGCAGCAGUCAUCGCCAGGUCCGCCGGGGACACCCUGUACGAGGGCGCCGUGCACGGCUACGCCACCCUGGAGAGUAUCAUAAAGCCUGCAAGCAAGGCCGAUCAAGGAGACAACUCGAAGGGUAAACGCUGA
Messenger RNA from Nerophis lumbriciformis (worm pipefish), 645 nucleotides. Lineage: Eukaryota; Metazoa; Chordata; Actinopteri; Syngnathiformes; Syngnathidae. The record is from RefSeq and is a predicted model, not a curated record.